Messenger RNA from Zingiber officinale, 2909 nucleotides. RefSeq names its product mitogen-activated protein kinase kinase kinase 5-like. Gene Ontology annotation, biological process: protein phosphorylation. Bases 267 to 2504 code for a protein of 745 amino acids. Lineage: Eukaryota; Viridiplantae; Streptophyta; Magnoliopsida; Zingiberales; Zingiberaceae. Gene Ontology annotation, molecular function: protein kinase activity; ATP binding. The record is from RefSeq and is a predicted model, not a curated record. The transcript has 11 exons.
AAAAUUAGGUGAGACGGGAAAAGCGAAAGGGUAUGUAACGACUCGUCUCUUCGAAGGCGCGUCCGUCCCGUCCCCGAGAGAGAUGGGGCUCGUCGUGCUUCCGCACCGUCCGCUCAUUUUUUACUUCUUCCUCGUCGACGAUUUCCGCCACCGUCACCGCCUCUUCCUAUUCAAACGGGCGAGGUCUAGGUUUAGGGUUUCCCCCUCCUUCUCUGUGCUAUCCUAACCCUGCUCUCUAACAACCUAUGUGAUCCUUCGUCCUCGUCAUGCCCUGGUGGAAGAGCAACGUAAGCGCCAAUCAUAUCCUCUCUUCCUCCCCUUCCUCCGCCUCAUCGUCGUCUUCUUCCCCCGCCCCACCGAGCCAGCGACGGUCCAAGGACUCCCGCCUCUUUUCUUGGAUUCGCCGGGACAGCCAGCCUCGGCUCGCUAGCCAGCGCAAGCUCCGCCACCUUACCGACCUCGAAGUUGAGGCCUUGCCCCUCGAGGAUCGCUCGUCCGCAUUAUCGAGUUCCACACCGGUAUCGCGCGCCGCCAGCAACAAUAACGCCGUACCCUCCCGGUCCGCUUCCUCGUCCAUGCUAUUACCACACCCGCUCCCCCUUCCUUCGGUCUCGUUGCAUCGACAUUCGGCCACGGAGCAAGGGUUGGUGUUUUCUCCGCAGAAUUCUGUGGGACGCCCUCUGCCCUCGCCGCUGGUGACUUCUGACAGCGUGGAAGCGGAUCAGGGGAAUGUCACGGUGGCCGAGCCCUCUGCCGUUGAAUAUGUUGUAGGAAGGUUAGCUUACCAGACUAAUGUCCAGAGUGGACGACAUGUUGACAAACCAUCAGAUCAGACAACAAUUAGCUACCGGAGGAAAGCAUUCCAAGAUCCAAAUUCUUCUGGCACUAUGAACUUCAAACUGAAGAUACCUGCAAAGACUGUUGCAAUUGGUGAUUUUUCAAGUCCUAUUUCUAGUCCUAUAAAUAGCCCUAGGAGAUUGAGUACUGCAGACUAUUUGACUUCUGGCAAUGGAAGUACAUGCCUUCAAGUGUGUUCAGCACCUAAGAUCUCUACCAUGGGUUUGGUGACGAUUUUUCCAUCGCAGGCUUCGCCGGAUAAGAUGAUUUGUAGUCCUGAAAUGUCUCCACCAAUCACUCAAAGUAAUAUUUCAAAAUCUAGAAAUCCUAGUGGACCUCCUUCACCCUUGCACACAAAGAAAUUCACAGAGAGCUCAACUACACGACAUGAUAGUGGUGCUAAUGUACAAGUGCACCCACUUCCUCUCCCUCCUGGGGCAUCACCUCCUUCACAACCAACCUUUUCUCAUCAGCAUGCAGCAAAAGCGGAGGUGUUACACAAGACUAAUCAAUGGCAGAAAGGAAAACUACUUGGAAGUGGAACAUUUGGUAAUGUUUAUGAAGCCACCAACAGACUCACUGGUGCGUUAUGUGCCAUGAAAGAAGUUAAUAUAAUUCCUGACGAUCCCAAAUCAGCUGAAUGCUUGAAGCAGUUGGAACAGGAAAUAAAGUUCCUUAGUCAAUUUAAGCAUCCUAAUAUCGUUCAAUACUAUGGGACAGAAACAAUUGAGGAUCAGCUGUACAUUUAUUUAGAGUAUGUCCACCCUGGUUCAAUUAAUAAGUAUGUUCGUCAAUAUUGUGGAGCUAUGACUGAAUCAGUGGUGCGCAAUUUUACCCGUCAUAUUUUGAAUGGGUUAAUUUACUUGCAUAGUAAAAACAUCAUGCACAGAGAUAUCAAAGGGGCAAAUUUACUCGUUGAUGUGAAUGGUGUUGUUAAGCUUGCUGAUUUUGGGAUGGCAAAACACUUAAGUGGAGCAGCACCUGCUCUUUCAUUGAAGGGUUCACCAUUUUGGAUGGCUCCGGAGAUGUUGCAGGCUACUAUGAAUAAAGAAAUUGGAUAUGAUCUUGCUGUUGACAUUUGGAGUUUGGGUUGUACCAUCAUUGAGAUGUUCACAGGGAAGCAUCCAUGGAGUGAUCUAGAAGGGCCCCAAGCUAUGUUUAGAGUCCUCCAGAAAGACCCACCAAUACCGGAAACAUUGUCUAGUGAGGGCAAGAAUUUCCUCCAGCGUUGCUUUCAUAGGAAUCCUGCAGAGAGGCCAACUGCUAAUAUGUUGCUUGAGCAUCCCUUUCUACGAAAUGCCAACCACUACAAUCUUCAUGGAUCUCUCCAUGCUUUUGCUGGGAUUAAACUCAACUCUACAAGUCCAAAAGAUCAAGGCAAAUCCAAUAGCGAACCAUGCGUGAAAAGGAAACAAGUCUUCAAUGGUGAGAACAAUCAUUCUCAUCUUGAAUUUCCUGAAUCAACUGCCUCCCGUCUUUCAGCUCGUUCCACUGCUGAGGUUUUCCCUAGUUUAUCCAAGUCCCAGUCAACCUACGUUGUGCAGGUUGUGCAGGUUCGACCUGGCUCUUCAGCAAAUCAUCAGAUUGAAGUGCAGCACAGCGCUGGAAAUUUUCAAUACUGUGCAUUGCCCAAACCUCAUGGGAAGGAAGACAACAAUCACUUCUGAUAAGGAGCAGCUAUGCACCUGAGGGAAGAGAGGCUAAAUAUCAUUUGGAUAUUGAGAUUCUUUAGAAGGCUAAGGAACAAUAACCUCAGCAUUUGUUCAGCUUAUGGUUUCAGAUAAUGACCACAUGAUUAUUCUCCUUUUUUUUUUACUUGAUCUUCAACCACGAUGAACGCCGUUCGUGAAUUGUUGAUGGAUCAGCUCCGUGUUGUAGUGUUCCUCUUCAUGUUGUAGUUGUACAUCCAGUACAUGGAUGAUAUGCAUAUCUAAUGUGUUUUUUUUUUCUACAAUAGGAAAAAUGGUCAACUGUAGAUGAAAAUCUCACAUUUUUUUUUUUGUAUAUCAUCAGUAUCUAUAAUGACUUGUCAUCCAGUUAUAGUUGUGAAAUGAAAGUUGAUACUUAUGAAA